AUGGUCGGUGGACAAAUGGGUGGUCGAACGCUCCUGGCUUGUGGAAGCAACCCUGAGGACCGUACUUUAGUUGAGAGUGCAGCUGCAACACUGAGCCUGAAAAGCCAAAUGGAGUCGUUGCAUAUCGGUGGACAAAUACCAGGUUCAGUACUUGGUGCUCCUCCGCCUUACCAGAGAGCAGGGUCCUUACUGGAGAAACCGGUCUAUGCAGUGACGACGAAGCACGCUCCAGUUGGCGAGUCAGCGUCAAACACUUCCAGCAGAAGAUUCGCCAUCUUUCCUUGA
Messenger RNA from Cooperia oncophora, 285 nucleotides. NCBI's taxonomy places the organism in Eukaryota, Metazoa, Nematoda, Chromadorea, Rhabditida, Trichostrongylidae. The record is from the annotation of a GenBank genome assembly.